GGAGGGACGAUUGGGACGGUGUUGUAUGUCCAGAUCGGUCAAAGUUUGCGUGAAGGAGGCCCGGCCAGUUUAUUCCUGGCUUUUACCAUUUGGUGCUCCGUGAUUUUAUGCCUUACCGUUUCAAUCGCAGAAAUGGUCACCUUCCUCCCUCUUUCCUCGCCCACCAUCCGCCUCGCAGGACGGUUCGUCGACGACGCAUUCGGCGUCGCCGCUGGAUACAACUUCUUCGUGUCCCAGGUAGCCCAGGUCCCAUUCGAGAUUGUCGCGUGCAAUCUGAUUAUCACGUAUUGGAGCGAUGCAGUCCCUGUAGGGGCUAUUGUUACCAUUGUGCUUGUGCUUUAUAUAAUCCUCAAUGUAUUUGCCGUUCAGUUGUAUGGUGAAUCUGAGUUCUGGCUUUCGCUGGGAAAGGUGCUUCUCAGUCUUGGACUGAUUAUAUUCACCUUUAUUGUGAUGCUUGGAGGGAAUCCUCUGAAUGACCGGUUCGGGUUCCGGUACUGGCAGAAUCCGGGUUCGUUUGCAGAGCACUACAAGAAAGGUGACCUUGGUCGAUGGCUGGGCUUUCUUUACUGUCUUAUCAAGGCGAGUUUCACGAUUGCCGGACCGGACUAUGUCUCCAUGGCCGCCGGCGAAGCCGUAAAUCCUCGCAAAGUCCUCCCCAAAGCCUACAACGGAGUAUUCUACCGUCUAACGGUCUUCUUUGUGCUGGGAACCCUCUGUGUCGGUAUCCUAGUCCCUUACAACGACCCAACAAUGGCCGCUGCAUUCGACCAAGGCAAGCCCGGUGCCGCGGCCUCGCCGUAUGUUAUCGCCAUGGAUCGCCUGCAUAUCCCCAUCCUACCACAUAUCGUGAACGCCAUGGUACUUGGCGCCUCGUUCAGCGCAGGGAAUAGCUACGUCUACUGCGCAAGUCGCAGUCUCUACGGCCUCGCACUGGACGGUAAAGCACCACGCUUCUUCACAAAGUGCACACGCACCGGAGUCCCAAUCUACUGCGUGAGCAUCGUACUAUUAAUCUCACUCCUAGCCUUCCUGCAAGUCUCCAACAGCGCCUCCGUCGUAAUAAACUGGUUUGUCAACCUAGUCACAGCCUCCCAGCUAAUCAACUUCUCCGCCUGCACAUUCACCUACAUCCGCUUCUUCAAGGCCCUCAAGGCGCAGGGCUUCUCUCGGGAAACACUCCCCUACACAUCCCGCUUUCAGCCCUAUCUCGCGUAUAUUUCGCUGGUGUGUACGACUACCAUGGCGUUUGUGGGUGGGUAUGAGGUCUUUUUGCCGGGGAAGUGGGAUGUAGCGUCGUUUUUCUUCUCGUAUACGAUGAUAGGCGUGUUUCCGGUGUUGUAUUUUGGGUGGAAGGUUGUGCAUCGGAGUAAGUUUAGGCGGGCUGAGGAGGUAGAUUUGGUUUCGGGGGUGGAGGAGAUUGAUGAUUAUACGAGGAAUUAUGUUGAUGUGAAGCCGAGGUGAGUUCUACUCUUGGUGUCUGGGUAUAGACGGUGCUAACUGG
This is a messenger RNA of Aspergillus glaucus CBS 516.65, 1501 nucleotides long. RefSeq lists its product as uncharacterized. Bases 133 to 1461 code for a protein of 442 amino acids. The record is from RefSeq and is a predicted model, not a curated record. Gene Ontology annotation, biological process: amino acid transmembrane transport. NCBI's taxonomy places the organism in Eukaryota, Fungi, Ascomycota, Eurotiomycetes, Eurotiales, Aspergillaceae. Gene Ontology annotation, molecular function: amino acid transmembrane transporter activity. Gene Ontology annotation, cellular component: membrane. The transcript has 5 exons.